GAACGUGCCGAUAAACGAACCACAACAUUAGCUCUAUUGAAAGACACGUUGGGCGAUGCAGAGGAUGACUAUGAAAAGUGCCUCAGAGCCAUGACCAGCUAUCAGUCUAAUCUCAUCAGCGCCACCUCUUUCUACGAACAGGUGGCGGGAUAUGAAUGA
This is a messenger RNA of Sphaeroforma arctica JP610, 159 nucleotides long. RefSeq lists its product as hypothetical. The record is from RefSeq and is a predicted model, not a curated record. Lineage: Eukaryota; Ichthyosporea; Ichthyophonida. The annotation marks the transcript as partial. The transcript has a single exon.